AGACUGCUGCGAAUGGCAACCUUUGCUGGAGCUGAAAAUAUCAGAGUUCUAAGGGAUCCAUAUUCCGUUAUCAGCGAUACACUGGCAGAACCAGCCCCAAGAGCACCGUAUUAUACAGGCAGACGAAGGAGAAAAUGGCAAUUUCGCAGUAUUGGUUCGAGUGGCAUCUUACUCAUCCUUACCUGGACAUUCAUCACAACCUGUUCUCUGGGCUUCGCAUUUGAAAAAAUGAAUGGUCCUUAUUGCAGUGCUACAGUUUUCAAAUCUGGGGGUCUUUCUAGCGAGUGCAGUUCCACUUGGAAUAGACCAGGUUACUGGUGGAUCAGAUGCUAACAUUUCUGCUUUCAUACAAUGGCUAUGCUGGGGGUUUUACAGUGGUUUUGCUAUUACUAGCAUCCUAGGAUCUGUUCUCUUAAACUGUUCACGUUUACAACCAAGUGAAGUCAGUAUGGUGAUGUCACUGCUGCCAGUCCUACUGCUCUCUGUGGGACUCAUUUUGGACUUUCAUUUCCACCACAAACUGGUGAAAGAGCCAGUGACUGUCAAUCCAGUGAGUCUUAUUUUCAAAGUCUUGAAAUAUGCAGCAAAGCACAAGUAUCCAGUUCAGAGAAGUGCCUUCACAUACUGUGAAAAUGAACGGCCAACAAGACUGGACUAUGGCAAGUCAAAAUAUGGUGGACCUUUCACCACAGAGCAAGUGGAGGAUGUUAAGACCUUCUGGAGAGUCCUGGUUGUCAUUCUGGUUAUACCUAUGUGUUCAGUUUCACUUAUACCACAGAGUGAAUCAUCAUUCGUCAUUGAUGAAAGGUUUCUCCCAUUACAGUCGAAAACAAGCUGCAUACAGGGAGUUGCACAGAGUAUUACAAAACCCGUUUUUUUACGAUUCUUUUCAUUCCACUGUAUGAGCUACUCAUCUACCCAUGUCUGAGAAACCGAGGUCCCAGCAUCCUCCAGUCUGCUGGAAUUGGAGCUGCAGCACUCAUUGCCUCAUCAUUGUACGGUAUGGUAGCAGGGGUGAUUCCGGAAAUUCUUUCAAGUGGUUCAACUCAAUGUAUGUUCACUAACAACAGCAAUAAUUCGAGAGAAAUGGAAAUAAUAAUUGGCAUUCCUUUUAACUUCUUUUUGGGAUUUACAUCUGUGGUGCUGCCUAAAUCUGGUAUAGAGUUUGUAUGUGCACAGGCACCGUACAAUAUGAAGGGUUUUCUCAUAGGACUUUUCUUUACAGCCCUUACUUUGUUUAUAGUUAUUGGAACACUAUUGUAUUUUACAUGGAGCAAAAAAUGGUUUCCAAUACUCCACUCCAGUACAUGUGGUAUCUGGUUCUACCUGAGCACACUAGUAUUGGCAGUGGUGUCAUCUGCUCUACUGGGCUUGGUCAUACGAUGGUACAAGGCAAGAGAGAGAGAUGAAAUCACAAGAUCUCAAGAUUUAGUAGAAGAAGUAUACCACAAGUACCGCGAACAAGAAUCACAAGAUGAAUCAGGAUAAAAAACAAUAUACUUAAAAUCAUUCAGUGUCAAAUUUACAGUGUUAACCCAAGACAUCUGUGACUAGGGUUUGAUGUAUGUAUGCAUAAUAU
Molecule: messenger RNA, 1579 nt
Organism: Geodia barretti
Lineage: Eukaryota; Metazoa; Porifera; Demospongiae; Tetractinellida; Geodiidae
Source: the annotation of a GenBank genome assembly